GUUGAACGUGAAAUCAAAACCAAAGAGACAAGAAAACAAAAAAAAAAAGAAAAAAAAACGAGUUCAGCUGUCAUCGUGCUCCGCUCCGACGAUCGCGGUCUUCAACGAGUGCCUUUGACCCAGGUGGCCGAGGCCGCUCUUGUUGUUGCGCCUUUUGCGCUAGUCUCGGACCACAACGAGAAAACCUCGUCCCGCUACAACACCAGACCGAUGGCUGCUCAGCCCGGUACCAAUGUGGUCGCCCUCUUCGACUUUGCGGGUGAAUCAUCAGAGGACCUGCCAUUCAAGCGCAAUGAACCCUUGACCAUUGUCAAGGUGGCCAGUGACUCAAACUGGUGGCUGGCCCGAAACAGCAAAGGCAAAACGGGCAUGAUCCCCGCCAACUACGUUCGCCCUGUCGGUGCAUCUGAUGCCAACCAGCCCGCCGACGAUGCGCAAGGCCCCAUGCCUUGGUUUCACGGCAAGAUCAACCGAACAGUCGCCGAAGAGCUGAUUGCGGGCAAACCCGUAGGCACAUUCCUUGUUCGCGAAAGCACAAAUUUUCCGGGUGAUUACACCCUAACGGUCGUUGGCACUGAAGCCGUGGAUCACUAUCAUAUUCAGAGCAAAGGUGGAAAAAUCACCAUCGAUGAUGAGGUCUCCUUCGGCUCACUCGAUGAACUAAUCUCGCACUACACACAGGAUGCUGAUGGCCUGUCAACCCAGUUGAUUCGGCCCUUGGUCCGGGCUGCUGAUGGCACCCGCGUUGAUGAGGCAUCGAUUGCACAACACGUGAUCGAGCCCAAGGACCUGAUCAAGGGCGCCAAGCUAGGCUCGGGCCAGUUUGGUGAUGUCUUUGAGGGCACGUACUGUGGCCAACGUGUUGCUAUCAAAACGCUCAAGAAUUACGAGCAGAGCCUCCGCGAUGAGUUUCUGGCCGAAGCAAGCGUCAUGACCAAGCUCAAGCACCCCAACCUGGUCAAACUCGAGGGUGUGGUGACCGAAGGCAAGGAAAUCAUGCUUGUGACUGAAUACAUGGCCAAGGGCAACCUGCUCGACUUUUUGCGCUCAAGGGGACGAUCAGUGGUGAAGAAGGACCUUCUCUUCAAGUUUACCCAAGACAUAUGCGAGGGCAUGGCCUUUUUGGAAAAGCAAAACGUCGUGCAUCGUGAUUUGGCUGCACGCAACGUCCUGAUUUCGGAAGAGGAUGUGGCCAAGGUGGCCGAUUUUGGCCUGGCCAAGCGAUCUGACUGGGGUGACAUUGACUCGGGCAAGCUACCCAUCAAGUGGACCGCGCCAGAGGUGCUCAAGCACAAGGUCUCCACCUCCAAGAGUGAUGUCUGGAGUUUUGGCAUCACCAUGUGGGAGAUCUAUUCCUAUGGACGCUCACCUUAUCCGCGCAUGAGCCAGAAGGACGUUGUUGAUGCCUUGCCCAAGGGCUAUCGCAUGGAGCGUCCUGACGAUUGCCCAGAAACGCUCUACACCGCCGUGAUGCGCGCGUGCUGGGAGAUGGACCCCUUGUCCCGCCCCACCUUCAACCGCCUCAAGCGCACCUUGGCCAAAUUCAAGGGCAGCUGAUGAGCGACCCGACUCCAUCCCUGCCAGAAUAGGUGACCAUGUACUUGUGAACGCGAACGUGUGCAUACAUGCGUCGUUGUCGUCGUUCUUGCAGCUUCUCCCCCUACUUUCUUUUAUAAAUUGGCCUUUUUUCGCCAUCAUCCCUUCCAUUUGCUUCUCCCCGUCUUCCCUUCUUCCAUCAUUCUUCAUCCGGCUGCCGUGGCUUCCUUUCUUCUUCUUCUUCUUCUUCUUCUUCUUCUUCUUCUUCUUCUUCUUCUUCUUUUUCUUCUUGUUCCUCCUAUUGCUUUUGCCUUUUGUUCAUUGCUCGUUGUCUUCAACCUGUUUUGUCGUUUACUUCCCUACUUCCUUUCUCUCGUGGCAAGGAGUUGUACAUUUAAAGCGCUGUUUUGUAUGCUGGGUCAGAGUCUUCCUCGCCGGCCAGCUUUUGGUGUCGGCCAGGGUGGUGAACAUUACAGCUUAUCCGCUGGCCGUGCCAUUACCUGUUGACCUGAGCGGUGUCUUUCAACUCCGCCAUCCCCCCUUUUCCUUGUCUUUUAAAUUCUUUUGUUGAGCCUGACCUGUUGAUGCACGUGGGCGAGCCAUCAAGUUCAUUCCAAGACAAUCAGCAUCACCCUCCCAGAAACAGCCUUUUUGCCAUGUACCCCAAUUGCAAUGCCAAAGCCUU
Messenger RNA from Monosiga brevicollis MX1, 2221 nucleotides. RefSeq lists its product as uncharacterized. Lineage: Eukaryota; Choanoflagellata; Craspedida; Salpingoecidae. Gene Ontology annotation, molecular function: protein binding; protein tyrosine kinase activity; ATP binding. Gene Ontology annotation, biological process: protein phosphorylation. The transcript is spliced from 11 exons. The coding region runs from base 211 to 1557 and encodes 448 amino acids. The record is from RefSeq and is a predicted model, not a curated record.